AACCAGGACAAGUGUCAAGAUCUAGUUCGUAUUUUGGACCAGAUAUAUAUGAGUAUAACGAGUUAACACACAAAGGUGUACGGCUGUCCACCCGGUAAGACUAACGGACACAUUUCUGUGGUAUCACCAGUUUUUACAUCCAAAUCAUCAGUUGAGGAGUGACAUCAUGAGACCGGGUACAACACGCCAUGUGAUUCUAUUGUUUGGCUUGGUCUUUGGUCAUGUUUCAACUGCUCGCGCAGCCGACAAGCCUCCGAACAUCAUCAUCAUGCUAGCAGACGAUCUUGGGUACGGAGACCUGAGUGGGUUUGGAAACACCACCCUGCCUACACCCCACAUCGACCAGUUAAUGCGAGAAGGAGUGAAGUUAACACAUCAUCUAGCGGCAGCAAGUGUCUGUACGCCAAGCAGAGCCGCUCUGUUGACAGGCCGCUACCCGGUCCGCUUUGGUAUGGUGCCAUCUGGCUUGAUCAGAGUGAAUAUAUUUGUUGCCAACAGGGCAGGAAUGCUCCCGAAUGAAACUACAUUGGCUGAAGUGGCGAAAUCCGUGGGAUACAAAACUGCACUUGUAGGGAAAUGGCACUUGGGUCUCAGUAAAGACACCUUUGGGGAUCAUCUGUUACAUCCAAUGAAUCAGGGCUUUGACCAGUACUACGGACACAUACUGACCAAUAUGAAGGAUUUCAGUGGAGAUGGCGAACGAGUGUUAACGUCACAGCGACCAGCAAUUUAUUACGUUGUAGGUUCUCUCGUCACGCUCGGGGUACUCCUGUUUGUGUGGCUGUACAAACAAAAUUAUAUUGGUAAGGUAGCCAUGGUGAUUGGAAUCCUUAUCGUGCUUUCCCCCGCCGUUUAUUUUGUCUUCAUCUUCAACAUGUUGAGAAUUUUGAACGGCAUUGUCAUGAAAAAUCACGAGGUGGUGGAACAGCCAAUCAGAUUGGAAAGUCUGAUGAAGCGGUAUGUUCAGGAGGGACUCGAAUUCAUGGAGGCCCGUGAAAAGGACAAGGAGCCAUUUUUACUACUUCUUUCCUGGGAUCAUGUUCACACGGCGAUGCGAACAAGCAAAGAGUUCAAAGGUCGCUCAAAACAUGGACGUUAUGGAGAUUCAGUGUUAGAACUUGACUGGGGAACAGGUGAAAUUAUGUCCAAACUUAAAAACAUGGAUAUCGGCAAGAAUACUUUGGUUUAUUUUACAUCUGAUAACGGGGCACAUUUGGAAGAGUCAGAUAUACAUGGCAACAGUGACGGUGGAUCGAAUGGGGUUCUAAAAGGAGGAAAGGCGCAUGGUGCUGUGGAUGGGGGCAUUAGAGUUCCAUCUUCGGUUUGGUACCCAGGCAAACUACCUGCUAAUGUUGUGGUCGACGAGCCCACUAUGCAAAUGGACAUGUUCACAACCAUAUCGAAUUUGAUUGGUGCAGAUGUACCACGUGAUCGGCCAAUCGAUGGACGGGAUAUGUACUCACUACUGGAAGGAAAGGAACACAUCAGUCCUCAGGAGUUUUUCUUCCACUAUUGUGGCGAAAUAGUCCAGGCAGUUCGAUACAGACCACGCUCAGGUUCUACUAUCUGGAAACUUGUUUAUGAGGAACCUGAAUACUUACCUGGUACACAGAAAUGUCGGUUCGUCUGUAACUGUAGGGAUGCUGUCAAACUGCCACGGCCCGCGCUUUACGACAUUACGUCAGACCCCGGAGAGAACAAACCAAUCGACAUCACAAGUUAUCAGAAGUAUAAAGAUUUAGCCGAAAUCAUGAUAAAAGCUACAGAGAAACACAAGGCUUCAAUUGUGCCUGUCGAUUGCAGACUGUCCCUGUUUAAGUUGCUGUGGCGUCCACACAUGCAACCCUGUUGUAAUUUUCCGUAUUGUAGCUGUGUUGAUGAUAAGUAUCAGAAUAUACAAUAAAGGUUAUAUGUUAUUACUCAG
Molecule: messenger RNA, 1924 nt
Organism: Pecten maximus
Lineage: Eukaryota; Metazoa; Mollusca; Bivalvia; Pectinida; Pectinidae
Product: steryl-sulfatase-like
Molecular function (GO): arylsulfatase activity
Source: RefSeq, a predicted model, not a curated record